GAGGUGGUCUGCUUUGAACGGCUAUAAAACAGUAACUGCACGUCGUAACUUUCUGAAAAUUAGAAUGUUGCCCACUGAUAGAUCACAGAUGACGGAAACAUUAUUGCAUUGUAAGUAACUGCUCGGGAAAUUCAAAAAGUCACGGACUUAUCAAACCGCCCUCGUACUUCCACUGCCCGGGGGGAUUAGUUGAGGGGUUCGAGAUUCAAAUCAAAUUGUGCACAGAUACGUCAAAAUUCGAAAAUUACAUGAAUCUCAGUUCAGGAAGAAAUUACGUCGAAGUCAAUCAAAAAGGAAGGUAAUAUCGACAAUUUAUGGAAUAGAGUACCUAUAUAUUUGCAGCUGAAAAAGCUACGAUUUCUCAUAAGGAACACUUAGGAUUCUGUAGAAUUUGGUUCAAUUUAGGCCUAUUCCUCAAAUCUACUCUAAAAUCCUAGAUAAUUGAAUUACCUGAUGAAAAUUCUAUGAUUAAUACACAUAUGUCAAAUAUAAAAUUCAGACAAUGUUUGGAAAUCAAAUUUUCAUAUUACUCUUUACAAUUUCAAAACUUCAAUUGACGUUCUCUAAUAAGUAUUGUUAUAUUUGUAAAACUCACACUAUGUGUGUCUAUAGGAAAGAUAUGCCCUCUGAUAAUUGCCUUGAUUAUAAAAAAGUUUCUCUAACGAUAGAUAAUAAAACAGAUAUACUGGAGGCAUACAAUGCACUGAGGAAUUACGUUGCAUCAGGAGGUUUCAUGAAUGAGACAAACACAACCUUUCCAGAGGCAUCGAGUAUGAACAUGGUUAAAUGGAAGGAAGAACUCUCCCAAAUAGCCCAAAGAUGGGCUGACCAAUGUCCUACAGAAGAAAACGAUAACUGUAGAGAUAUUCAAGAUUUUCAUGUAGGGCAAAGCAUUUAUAGCUUAGACAUACCGUCAAAAGACGAAAUACCUCAAUUUCCUCAAGUUCUAACUAAAAUCUGGUUUGAGGGACUUAAAAAUGUCACUUUGAAAAAUCUGAAAGAAUUCGAUAGUUCCUCAAAUUGGAAAUCAAAAAUUUUCACUCAGUCUAUAUGGGGUAAUGCUCAGUAUAUUGGUUGCGGAGCUGCUAUAUUCAAAAAGCUACAACAAGAUGAGGAGAGUUCGAUUAGAACGUUCAUUGUUGUAUGCAAUAUAGCACCAGAAGGGAAUUUACAGAACACUUCCGCAUAUAAAAUAGGUCAACCUUGUUCAGAGUGUCCAAGGAAACAGUGUCAUUCCAAAUUCACCAGUCUUUGCGAUGCGAAAGAAACAGAAAUAUUAGAUGUAUCUAAAAAAUAUAUGGGCAAAUUGUUUGAACAUGUGGUGAGGACUUGGGACUGGAAAAGUAAACUGACCCACAAAAGAGUGUAUUCCCAGAAACUUCCUGGAAUAUGGUACAAUGGAGUAUGCAGAUGCAAUUAUGUUUAUAGGUCAAAAGGAAAUUCAUUUUAUCGAAAAAAGUUAUCUGUUCAUAUUAUUCUAUCACUGAAUAUUUAUUGGAUAAUAAAUAGAUACUGAAUUAUAA
This is a messenger RNA of Harmonia axyridis, 1523 nucleotides long. RefSeq names its product venom allergen 3-like. The record is from RefSeq and is a predicted model, not a curated record. Bases 503 to 1516 code for a protein of 337 amino acids. NCBI's taxonomy places the organism in Eukaryota, Metazoa, Arthropoda, Insecta, Coleoptera, Coccinellidae. The transcript has a single exon.